Messenger RNA from Neurospora tetraspora, 1069 nucleotides. Its product is annotated as ubiquinone biosynthesis protein COQ7-domain-containing protein. Gene Ontology annotation, biological process: ubiquinone biosynthetic process. The coding region runs from base 84 to 851 and encodes 255 amino acids. The transcript has a single exon. The record is from RefSeq and is a predicted model, not a curated record. Gene Ontology annotation, cellular component: mitochondrial inner membrane. Gene Ontology annotation, molecular function: 3-demethoxyubiquinol 3-hydroxylase activity. Lineage: Eukaryota; Fungi; Ascomycota; Sordariomycetes; Sordariales; Sordariaceae.
CCGGUCCGUGCAACAUCAAAUUCCACAGCCUCAUCGCAAGUGUUUCUUCAACACGGAAGACCAAAAAGACAAUCACAGCCAUAAUGCUUCGUCCAGCAACCAGACCAGCCCUUGCGGCCACCAGACAAGUCCGGCAAUGCGCCGCGCGCUUCCUUUCCUCCCCGGCCUCGCCUGACACCAGCUCUUCGCACGUCAACAACCCCUCCACAACCCCCAAGACCAACCCAUCAUCACCACCACCAAACUCCAAGUCGACAACUUCUUCCAAGGGUAAAAAACCCCUCACUGCCGAGCAGCGCGCCUUCCUCUCGUCCGCCCUCCGCGUCAACCAAGCCGGCGAGCUAGCCGCCACCCUCAUCUACACGGGGCAGACCCCGCCCCUCGUUACCCGGGACCCCUCGCUGCGUCCGCUCAUGAAGCACAUGUACGACCAAGAGGCGGCGCAUCUGCGCACCUUCAACGACCUGAUCUACCGGCACCGCGUGCGGCCCACGGCGCUGUACCCUCUCUGGUCUGUCAUGGCCUCGGGAUUGGGCUGGGGCACCGCCAUGCUGGGCAAGGAGGCUGCCAUGGCGUGCACCGAGGCGGUGGAGACGGAGAUUGGCGGGCAUUAUAAUGCGCAGAUCCGCCAGCUGUUGGAGAUGGUCAGCGAGUGGGAGGCUGAGGGGUACGAGGUUGGAGGAGAGUUUAGGGAUCUGCUUAACACGUUGAAGAGGAUACGGGAUGAGGAGCUGGAGCACCUGGAUCAUGCUGUUGAACAUGAUGCCCAGAAGGCGCAGCCGCAUUGGUUGUUGACGGGAGUGAUCAGGGCGGGGUGCAGAGGUGCCAUUUGGGUCAGUGAGAGGGUGUAAGGAUGGGUUUUGUUUUCAGAGUUGGAUGUCAAGGGGAAAAGUUAAUCUAUGGGGAGUAUUGUGUCAGGCUUAUGGUGGAAAAAGCCUUCAUUAAGAGCAUCUGCAUCGUGCUCAGUGAAGUACGGAUUAUAGACAAGACCGUAUGUACUAUUAACUUAUUGUUAGGGCGGGCGUUGAACAAAAACACCAAAAGUCCAAUUUCGACCAUUGCCCUCAAU